This is a messenger RNA of Aspergillus brunneoviolaceus CBS 621.78, 2025 nucleotides long. It is a transcript of the gene hsp70, whose product is annotated as molecular chaperone Hsp70. Gene Ontology annotation, cellular component: plasma membrane; cytosol; cytoplasm. The record is from RefSeq and is a predicted model, not a curated record. NCBI's taxonomy places the organism in Eukaryota, Fungi, Ascomycota, Eurotiomycetes, Eurotiales, Aspergillaceae. Gene Ontology annotation, molecular function: heat shock protein binding; ATP binding; ATP-dependent protein folding chaperone. The coding region runs from base 1 to 1914 and encodes 637 amino acids. Gene Ontology annotation, biological process: protein refolding; cellular response to unfolded protein; vesicle-mediated transport. The transcript is spliced from 2 exons.
AUGGCCCCCGCUGUCGGUAUCGAUUUGGGAACCACCUACUCCUGCGUGGGUGUCUUCCGUGAUGACCGUAUCGAAAUCAUUGCCAACGACCAGGGUAACCGCACCACCCCCUCUUUCGUGGCCUUCACCGACACCGAGCGUUUGAUCGGUGAUGCCGCCAAGAACCAGGUUGCCAUGAACCCUCACAACACCGUCUUCGAUGCUAAGCGUCUGAUCGGUCGUCGUUUCGCCGAUGCCGAGGUCCAGUCCGACAUGAAGCACUGGCCCUUCAAGGUCGUUGACGACAAGGCUGGCAAGCCCAUCGUCGAGGUUGAGUUCAAGGGCGAGACCAAGCAGUUCACCCCCGAGGAGAUCUCUUCCAUGAUCCUCACCAAGAUGCGUGAGACCGCUGAGUCUUACCUUGGUGGUACCGUCAACAACGCCGUCAUCACUGUUCCCGCUUACUUCAACGACUCCCAGCGUCAGGCCACCAAGGAUGCUGGUCUCAUCGCCGGCUUGAACGUUCUCCGUAUCAUCAACGAGCCCACCGCUGCUGCCAUUGCCUACGGUCUGGACAAGAAGACCGAGGGUGAGCGCAACGUCCUCAUCUUCGACCUGGGUGGUGGUACCUUCGAUGUCUCCCUCCUUACCAUCGAGGAGGGUAUCUUCGAGGUCAAGGCCACCGCUGGUGACACUCACUUGGGUGGUGAGGACUUCGAUAACCGCCUUGUGAACCAUUUCGUUACAGAAUUCAAACGCAAGCAUAAAAAGGACUUGACCACCAAUGCUCGCGCUCUCCGCCGUCUCCGCACUGCUUGCGAGCGUGCCAAGCGUACUCUCUCUUCUGCUGCCCAGACCUCUAUUGAGAUCGACUCUCUCUUCGAGGGUAUCGACUUCUACACCUCGAUCACCCGUGCUCGUUUCGAGGAGCUUUGCCAGGACCUCUUCCGCUCCACCAUGGAGCCCGUUGAGCGUGUCCUCCGCGACGCCAAGAUCGACAAGGCCUCCGUCCACGAGAUCGUCCUCGUCGGUGGUUCCACCCGUAUCCCCAAGAUCCAGCGCCUUGUCUCCGACUUCUUCAACAAGGAGGCUAACAAGUCCAUCAACCCCGAUGAGGCCGUUGCCUACGGUGCUGCUGUCCAGGCUGCUAUCCUGUCUGGUGACACUUCCUCCAAGUCCACCAACGAGAUCCUCCUGCUCGACGUUGCUCCUCUCUCCCUUGGUAUCGAGACCGCUGGUGGUGUCAUGACUGCUCUUAUCAAGCGCAACACCACCAUCCCCACCAAGAAGUCCGAGACCUUCUCCACCUACUCCGACAACCAGCCCGGUGUCUUGAUCCAGGUCUACGAGGGUGAGCGUGCUCGCACCAAGGACAACAACCUCCUUGGCAAGUUCGAGCUUACCGGCAUUCCUCCCGCCCCCCGUGGUGUUCCCCAGAUUGAGGUCACCUUCGAUCUCGAUGCCAACGGUAUCAUGAACGUCUCUGCCAUUGAGAAGGGUACCGGUAAGACCAACAAGAUCACCAUCACCAACGACAAGGGUCGUCUUUCCAAGGAGGAGAUCGAGCGCAUGCUUGCCGAUGCCGAGAAGUUCAAGGCUGAGGAUGAGGCCGAGGCUUCCCGUAUCCAGGCUAAGAACGGUCUUGAGUCCUACGCCUACUCCCUCAAGAACACUCUCAGCGAGGGCAAGCUCACCAUCAGCGAUGCCGACAAGGAGAAGGUCACCGCCAAGAUCGACGAGACCAUCAGCUGGCUCGACUCCAACCAAACCGCCACCAAGGAGGAGUACGAGUCCCAGCAGAAGGAGCUUGAGGGUGUUGCCAACCCCAUCAUCUCCGCUGCCUACGGUGCCGCUGGUGGUGCCCCUGGCGGUGCCGCUCCCGGCGCCACCCGCACUGCUGACGACGUCGAGGAGGGCCCCGAGGAGCUUGACUAAAUGUCUCAACUUUCAGUUUUGCUUCUAGUUCUUACUACCCAUGGCUGUUCAUUGGCUAAGUUUUUCUCUAUUUGCAUGUUCUAAUCUUCAUGUCUUUUGUUUUCUUUAACG